Molecule: messenger RNA, 1204 nt
Organism: Orussus abietinus
Lineage: Eukaryota; Metazoa; Arthropoda; Insecta; Hymenoptera; Orussidae
Gene: 140up
Product: RPII140-upstream gene protein
Exons: 4
Coding region: 242-1042 (266 amino acids)
Cellular component (GO): mitochondrion
Source: RefSeq, a predicted model, not a curated record
UCACCCCCCUGAUUUACGUAAUAUGUGGCAAAAACCUCGAAAAUCGUGAAAUUACCCAACCCUGCCGGGAGUAUGAAAAAAUCGAGCAUUAGGCUUUACUAUACAACUCAAGUUAACCAAAGUUUAACAUGUUUAUACUUCGUUUAAACCUGCUGUAAACCAAUUAUACUCCGGUUAACUCUGGCGUGGAACCAGACCAGUAGUUAACACGUAAAACUAUAUAAGUAUUGUUGAAACAAAAAUGAUGUGCAUUUCUAAAAGGACUCGAUAUCUAUUAUGUUUUUUUCCUGUAGAAUAUUUCAAACGUGAUAACAUAAACGAUUCAAAGGAAUCUUAUACGGAUAAUAUGGAACUUACAGGUGCUGACAGAUUAAGGAGAGUAUUUAGCCAAAACGAAUUUGGGGAUUUGAGCCCAGAAUUAGCAAAUAUUGUGCAAGGAACCAGUUGUGCUACUCUUCUGGGUGGAUGCAUUGGUGCAUUUGUAUAUUCUAGGACAGCUUUUAUAAACUUUAUAGAGAACAAUCAGGCCACUCAAUUUCAAAGCCACAUUGAUGCCAAGAGAAAACUGCAGGAUACCGUUUCAUUGGGCCUCUUCAGAGGAGGCAUUCGCUGGGGCUCGCGCAUUGGACUUUUUUGUUGCUCUUAUUUAACCAUCAGUACCCUUAUAUCGGUAUAUCGUGGUAAAUCAUCGGUAAUUGAAUAUACAGCAGCUGGUUCGGUCACAGGAGGACUCUUUAGGUUUCAUUUAGGAUUGCGAGCAAUAUUUGUAGGAACAGCCCUUGGUGCAAUAUUUGGAACCAUUGCUGGCUGUGGUACAUUACUUACUCUUUGGAUGACAGGAACAACCGUAGAAGAAAUUCGUUUUUGGCACUAUGGAUGGAGAGAAAACAGAAAUAAAUUAAUACGAGAAGGUCUGAAAGAAGCUAGAAUGAAUCAGUUGCCAGAAUUGUUGCAAAAACACAAUGAACUUGUAGAUCAACGGGCAGCAGAAGUAGUAAAGACAGAAUCUGAGAAAAAUGAAAAACUAACGAAAGUAGAAUAAGAUGGAGCCCAAUUUAAAGAAAAAAAAUUGAAACAAAUUAUGAAUAGACAGUGGUAGAAAUGUUAAUGAAAUCAGAAACAUAGAAAAGUGAGAAACUGUAGAUAAAUGAAACGUGUGGAAGGACAAAUAAAUAAAGCAACAGCACCCAUAACGUACAUAUAA